Dermacentor albipictus is the source of this 2089-nucleotide messenger RNA. Its product is annotated as cytochrome P450 4C1-like. The record is from RefSeq and is a predicted model, not a curated record. NCBI's taxonomy places the organism in Eukaryota, Metazoa, Arthropoda, Arachnida, Ixodida, Ixodidae. Gene Ontology annotation, molecular function: iron ion binding; oxidoreductase activity, acting on paired donors, with incorporation or reduction of molecular oxygen; heme binding.
CUGGUGCAUCGGCACGAGUGGUGGCGUCGAACUGUUGCAAUAGUGUUGCUCCAUCAUUUGUUUAAUCUGCAGUGACGGCCUGCCCCACUCGGUCAAGUUCUUGUUUAGCUAGCAAAGCGCCACAGGAAAAGGAACCAGUUUCCCGCUUCGAAAGCUUUGGCAGAAUUUCACCCUGGCGAGCAUCGUUAGACGGGCACGGUCUGCGACACAGGCGGCGCGAAACCCAGCCCAGGUUUUUUACUUCAUCCAACAGAGUCUAGUUCCGUUUAGCGCAAUCGCUAAGCAGCACAAGUGUUGGCUUUAAAUAUCUCCCGCUUAUGCGCCAUUUGCAUUAGGUCAGCUUAUGCAGUUACUUUCGAGAAGUGUGACAUGAAACCAUCGUACGUGCUUGCUUGUGUCUUUUGAGCGCUAGCACUGAGAGAUUUUUUGGGAUGGAGAACUACUACAGCCUUUCUAAAGUAGACCGCGCCUUCAAACCCGCAGCAUCUUAUGAAAUAAUCGCUGUAUUUGUGACAGUGGGCUUGGCAAUCGUAAUAUUGAGAUGUCUUAGAGUUUUAUACCAGUUUAUUCGUAUGUACUGGCACCUCCGAAAGCUACCGAGGCCAAAGCGAGUUUGCCAGGGACCAUGGUACAUGCCGGAAGCUAUUGUGUGCAGAUACUGGAUGGAUUCACACCUCAGCAUAACAGCAAGGCUCUUUAACUUCUUCAAAGACUCUGCGGCGACAUACCUCAACGAAGAUUUGACAGUGUAUUUUUAUGGGCCGCAAGCAAUAGUACUGGUGAAUACGCCUACGACAAUGAAGGCAAUUGUCCGCUGCGAAAGUAACCUUACUAAGCCAUUUGUGUAUGGUUUGUUGAAAACACUGAUGGGGACCAGCUUAUUAACAUGUCACAAAGGCAUCUGGCGGCAACGCAGGCGUACUCUUAAUCCUGCGUUCAGCACUCGAAAUGUGUGGUCAUUCGUCCCUGCUAUUAGCCGGAGAUCAGAAUCACUUGUGCUGGAAAUUCAGAAAAACAAAGCCGUUUACUGUGAUGAUUACUUUGAUGUUCUGGGCCUACUGACGUCGACAACAUGUGGCGUAUUGCUAGAAACUGUUCUGGGAGUAAGAAUAGACGACCUGAAUGUCCAACAAAUGGGACUAAUGGAGGCACUGAAAGGGUUCUGCGAAGGAUUCAUGUCUCGGCUGGUCAACGCGCUUUAUUGGUGGGACUCCAUAUAUGAGCUUACUACGGAAGGCAAAUAUUACAGAAGAUGUUGCGACAUGCUACGAGUCUAUAGCAGGCAGAUAAUGCUGAAAAGAAAGGAGGCACUGAAGGCCAAAGGCGCCGAGAAGGACUACACAGGGUCUUUCUUGGAUAUCCUUCUUCAAAUGCAUUUGGAGGACGGAUCAAUCACGGAGGAGGAAGUCCUCGACGAAACAGUCACAAUAUUUGCCGCGGGCUAUGAUACCACCGCUGCUCUAGCCUCUUACUGCCUUUACCUGCUGGGAAAUUAUCGAGAUGUUCAAGUUGCGUUACACGAUGAGAUCGACAGAAUUUUCGGAGAUGACGUACACCGGCCUGUAACUACUGACGAUCUGAGGAGUAUGAGGUAUCUGAGCUGCAUAAUAAAGGAAACAUUGCGGCUUUAUCCAUCGGUUCCUAUCAUGGGACGUUACAUAGAAGAGGAUAUGAAAAUUGGAACCCAACUGAUACCGAAGGGAACAAUGGCCUUGGUUCUCAUCUAUUUCUUGCACCGCCACCCCCGUUUCCACAAGAAUCCUAGCUGUUUCACACCCGAGAGGUUUCUAAGUGACGUUUCCCGUCCUCCACAGUACGCCUACAUGCCUUUCUUUGGUGGACCAAGGAACUGCAUAGGUCAGCGUUUUGCCGUGCAAGAAGCGAAGGUUGUCGUCGCUCAACUUAUGCGUCAUUUCGAGGUUCACUCGAAGCUUCGCGAAGAGGAGUUACAACUGGAACUGGGCAUAGUUCUCAGACCAUCACAGGGACUUGAAAUAAAGCUCACCCCAAGAAAACCUCAAAAUCCGCAAGAACACACUCAGUGACAGUCUGCGGUGACUUCCUGUCAACCAAUAAAAUUAGAAUAAGU